GGCAGCCACCCAACAGGUGGAGAUCAAGGAAAAAGAGAGAGAGAGCUAGAGAGCGUGAGCGUGAGCGAGCGAGCGAGAGAGAGAGAGAAAGAAAGAAAGAAAGCAAGUAGCGCGCGCGAGAGAUAAAGUUUCGUUUCAAAACUUGUCCGAGAGAGAGAGAGAGAGAGAGAAGGGACGUCCCCUGGAAAAUUUCGCUGCUCCGUUUUCUGGAAAGGUGGUGGUGGUGUCUCUCGCCGUCGGUUUGUUAUUAUUUGUUCAGUUCCAGCGCUGGCAGGAGGCAGGUUGGAACCAGCAGGAGAAGCAGCAAAUAACAACAGGACUUUGUAGUAGAACAACAACCCGAGGGAGAGAGAAGAGAUUUUUGGGGGGCACAAACGAAUAAUAAAAAACAAACGCAGGGGGAAAGUAAGAAACAUAACGUAGGAGAGAACACGAAAAUAAACAUCUCGGUUUUACAAUAAUAAUCCAUCAAGUGAAAAUCUUAAACAAAAAAAAAUCUUUAAAAAAAAGGAGUUUUGAAUCAGACAUCCCGGUGUCGUUCGUAACACGAAUAUUCCUUGAAAUUCAUCGACUACCUGACCCCUCCCCCACACAAACCUCCAGUUCUGAGUUAUACCUUGAGGAUGAGCCGUCGAGGAUGAAUUGCAGUACCAGCUCAGCGACGACCAUAAGUUCUUGAAAGCCACUUCGGAACGGAAGAAAAGAGAAGGAGAGACCCGAACGCUAUCUCAAGAAUGGUGUGCACACAUCUGCCUCGACAGCUGGUUGCUAUUGUCGCGUGUUUCUCAGUCCUCGCUCUCCAGUCAGAUGGCGCCUACGUUUACGGCCAACCGCUGCAUCUGGGUUACGACAGACACCUUGAAAAUCCGACAUCUGCAGACACAGUCUCCUUCGAGAGUCUAAACGGGCUACCAGCAGACGGAGGGAUCAGUUGGGAUGUGGCUGGCAGAGGUCUUCAGAGUUCAGACGCCCCCCUUCACUCCAGCUUGCUCAGAAACGACAAAAACCUGAGCCCCAGGAACCGCCUGCAGACGAUCGAGAGGCCCCCGCUCCCUUCCCUGUACAUCCCCGAGAGAUAUAGCUUGGUGCCUCCGGAGGAGAAUUUUUUAAGGGAGCUAAUAUUACACUCUGCUGCCUCUGCGGAAACUCGAGGGACGGGAGGCGGCGGCGGUGGUGGUCUGUGGAAGAAGCUGGUAGCUUCAAGCGAUUACAUCUUGCCUGAGACCAAUGCUGAUCAAGUUGAUUUGAAGCUUCCCACUGUAGAUUCUACAGCCGACAAAGAUUGGUUGUACCAAGAAAAUUCCCCACUGUACUUGAAGCCAAAGCGGAUGUACCAACACUUCCCACAGCAGCUGCAAAGAGGCCUGUUCCAGUCAUAUGAAAUGCGAGGAGGAGACGACAGUCUUACAAAGCCUAGGAUGCCAGCAUCCAAGAAGUGGUGGGGUGGGCGCCCCCGCCCAAGGGGGCAGAUGGAUCGAAGAGCAUCGCAGAGCAAGCAUUAUGAUUGUCUAAAAUCGUGCAUCAAGGAAGGGAAGUUACAUCCUAUACAGUGCCACACACUUUGUUAAGUACAGGAAAUAAAACAAGAUGAUUUACGAAGACCCCCCCAAGGAAAUAUCUAUCGCCUCUCUACAACUGUUCUUCAGAAGAAACCAAGAGUUUGGAUUCCCAAGAUUGCGAUAUAAUAACUUUAGACAUAGUUUACCGUAGCUAUUUUGGGCGAUGGAGUAUUUCUGUUUACGCGACCGUAGGUUUAAGGCAAGAGAUAUUAUCCCCCACCAGAAAAAUAUAUAUAAUAUAAUGGAAAUAAUAUUUCAAUAUUUUGCUCCGUGACAUGUUAAGCACUGCCAGAUCAUGGAACAAAAUGUAACAAAAAAAAAAAAAAAAGUUUCAAUUAUAUAAAAUGAGGGAAGUGAUUUAGACCUCAUAACAAAUAAAAUAAAUAAAUAGAUAAAUAAAUUUUAAGGCUGGAUACCUGGAUUGAACAUUGCCAAUUAUUGUCGAAUUAUAAUAAUCUUUUUCUUGAGAAUUUGAAUUAGUUCUUGAAAGAUUAAGAAAAGAUUUUUGUUUACAUUAUUCUUCUUCUUCCUCUAUUCUUCCUCCUGUGGAUCACGGGAAGUUAUAACCAAUCAUGUUCUUGGAUCUUAUUAUGAACUAGGCUGGACAUAGUACGUAUCAUUGAAUCUUGGCUGGAAGACAGUUUUUCUCCACAUACCUUCAACUUUCAAUCUAGAGUGCAUUUGUGGCCUCAGAAAAUGGCCAGAAUCCAAGAAGACGAUCAAUUCUAGUCCCACAAUUCUUAACCAUUGUUUACAGUGAGGGGGUAACGAGGCUGGUCCCUACUGACUGUGAACAAUAUGUCCUUGAAAGUCAUUUUAACGAUUUAAUUUCCCUCGCUAUUUCUUCCUGAGUGUGUUUCGUGGUAUCAAUAACGUCGACGUAGGUAUUUCAUCCAUGGAUAAACCUGUUUCGUGAAGAGGAAUUGUAAGACAAGAAGUCGGAUUGUGAACGAUCGGAGGAUGGUCAACUUUUAAAACAAUUACCUGGAGUACGGUGUAACUCAAUUUUGUAAUUACCCGAAUUAAGUUUUUUUUUCUAUUUCCAUAUCUAAAUUAAGAAGACAGACAGAACUUUUAACUGCUUUAAUUUGCAGUAUGCCUCAUUUGUUUGUUUGGGUGCGUGUGUUGCAUCUACAAAGUAUUAUCUACCAUGUAAUCCUUUCUCUUUUUUUGUCUAAUCAACAUUUAUCUUAUUUAAAUUAAGUUUGUUUGUCUAAUCAACAUUUAUCUUAUUUAAAUUCAGUAUUAUCCAAUAGUUUUUACCAAUAACCUCCAAUAAAGAAACAUUUCCCAAUUGCCCUGUAUAAUUUUGCACAAUUAUAAAUCCGAUGAUUUUAGACUACCUUUCCCGUCUUUUUAUGUUUAUCUAAAUCAUUUAUCGCCAAUUAAAAAAAACAGCAUGAAAAUUCAUGCUCAGUAUGUAUUGACUGAUUCCAACUGAAGUUUCAAGGUAUAUAAUUACCCACCUUUAGUUUGGGUUUCCCUCCUUUUAAUACAGUUUAGUUUCAAAUUACCGUGGCAACGAGAUGACUGUGGACAUCAUUUUCCAAUCAAGUUGAAUGACCUAAAAAAAUUAUCAUGAUGCGUGCAAAAAGAUAACAGAUUGAAAAAAAAAGAAUCCCUUUAAAUGACUCGUAAUUACUUUUUAAAAAUUCCCUUUAAAGGACUCGUAAUUACCCUCAAACUCCCUUUUGAAUAACUCGUAAUUAUCUUUUUAAAAAAAAUCCUGAUAGCCUAUGACGUGGUUACUGAGCCUACCACGCCUACUUAGGAAACUGGUGUCUUACAGUCAAAGAGGUACGGUAACUAUGACUAGACUCCUGACGUGUUUCAACUUCAAAACUGAAUAAACAGCAAAUCAGGCAGUGGCCAAGAUUCUGUCAUUUACGAAAACCUGGAUAGCCCUGGUAUGGUACAGAAUACAUAUUUGCUAGUUAUGAGUUAUGUUAUAGCAACAGUAAGUCGUAUAUAAAAUAACGAACAAAAAACAUAUCUAUCUUAUUGGUCUAGUGUGUCAAUUCCGACAGACGUUCAAACCGAAACACUGAAGUAUUUGUAAAGUGUCAUCCUAAACUUUGUGGUGAGAUUAGACUUAAACACAAGAUUGCAAAUGUACCAUACGGUGAAAUAGGUAAAAAGUAACAUGAUUUCUGAGGUUCAGUCAACAAAGGAUGAAUAUUCAGACCGUAGAAGGCUCUAGGCGUUUUUACAACCAGGUUCGUUAGCAGGACAAAGCGCGAAUUUCCACAAAUCAAUCUUAUUCAUGGCUGUCAUCAUAACAAGAACUGAGUUUUCAAGCUUAUCCUGUUUUCGGAUCCAUUGGCAUUAUAAUAUCUCUCAUGUAUUCAUAAUCAGGAAUUACAAAUUGGUCUGUACGUCACACUCUAACAACUAUCAUUCAGGUGCAAUUACCUAUCUAAUGUGGAUAUAUAAUCUUUGUAAAUGCUUUUUAUGUUUGAAGUUUUGUUGUAUACUUGAGAAAUUAUAAAAAUAAAUGCAGCAAGAAGGAGAAA
Macrobrachium nipponense is the source of this 4072-nucleotide messenger RNA. RefSeq lists its product as uncharacterized. NCBI's taxonomy places the organism in Eukaryota, Metazoa, Arthropoda, Malacostraca, Decapoda, Palaemonidae. The record is from RefSeq and is a predicted model, not a curated record. The transcript is spliced from 7 exons. The coding region runs from base 735 to 1568 and encodes 277 amino acids.